AUGCAGUUAAUCGUGAUCGUGUACCUUUUAUCUCUUUGUGGUUUCUUCGACUUUGCAGCGGCUGGAAUACUCGAUCUUCCACAAAGAGUCUUCAAGAUGAUGGAAACUAACAAGGAACAGUCAAACAGCACAUAUACUUUUUCUCAAGACAAUCUUAAUAUGUUACAGAGGAUAAGAAAAGCAGGUUAUCCUGCUGAGGCUCACGUGAUACAGACGGAGGAUGGCUAUCUCUUAACACUUUAUCGUAUCCCAAAUAAAAAUGGUUCACCCGUGCUGUUGCAACAUGGUCUUUUAUGUAGUUUUAUUGAUUUUCUUAUUCCCGGCAAGGAUAAAGGACUUGCUUUCGUAUUAGCCAAUCAUGGAUACGACGUUUGGAUGGGCAAUUUUCGUGGGAAUACUCACUCGAAGGCACAUAUUUCUUUAUCUUCAUCAGAUUCAAAAUUUUGGAAUUUUAGCUUUCAUGAAAUGGGCGUUUACGAUCUACCCGCGAUGAUCUUAUAUAUUACGAAUAUAACAUCGCAACCAUUGCACACAUACAUCGGUCAUUCAAUGGGCACAACAGCUUCUUACGUGAUGGCAGCGGAACGUCCGGAAAUCGCUCAAAUGGUGCGAUUAAUAAUCAGUCUCGCGCCUACAGCUUUUUUGAAUCAUAUAAAAAGUCCUAUACGGUUUCUCACUCCUUUCGCGGAAAAUAUUGAGGGGCUCUUGUAUUUUCUUGGCGAAGACGAGUUUCUGCCACACAGCUUUAUAAUACAAUUAAUGGGCAAGCUCGUCUGCGACAUGACAUUUAUUCAAGAAAAAAUUUGCACCAAUUUGCUGUUUCUGAUCUUAGGUUUUGACAGAGAGCAGUUCAAUAUUAACUUAAUGCCUUCAAUUUUAAGUAACUAUCCAGCUGGUACUUCGACCAAAACAUUAGUGCACUUUGCUCAGGGACAUAAUUCGGGCAAAUUUCGCCAAUACGAUUACGGUUGCACAAAAAAUCUACAAAUUUACAACACACCUGAACCGCCGGAUUACAAUCUCGCGAACAUCACCACACCCUUUGCGAUGGUCUACGCCGAAAAUGAUUGGUUGUCUAGCAUUCCGGAUGUGAAGAGGCUCAUCAGUUUGUUACCUAAUGUUGUGGACGAAUAUAAAGUGCCAUUUCCUGAUUUCAACCAUUUGGAUUUCUUAUGGGCUGUAGACGCACCUCAACUUGUGUACAAUAAAGUGCUAGGGAUCAUGAAAAUGGAUAUACAUUGACGAUCAAAAAACUACAAUUGUAAA
Messenger RNA from Cyphomyrmex costatus, 1266 nucleotides. RefSeq names its product lipase 3. The coding region runs from base 1 to 1242 and encodes 413 amino acids. Gene Ontology annotation, biological process: lipid metabolic process. The transcript is spliced from 7 exons. NCBI's taxonomy places the organism in Eukaryota, Metazoa, Arthropoda, Insecta, Hymenoptera, Formicidae. The record is from RefSeq and is a predicted model, not a curated record. Gene Ontology annotation, molecular function: hydrolase activity, acting on ester bonds.